AUGUCUCAAGUUAAAUCGCCAAAGAAGCGGAAACGAACUCAAAUAGAAAAAACUAUAACAAGCCGUCCUACAAACAAUAGUAAGGGAAACGCAACCAAUGAGGAGAGUUCAAUUACAUUCUCCUCCUCUCUAAACAAUCAAAAACCAAGUCACAUUGUCACUCCACAAAAGACCGGACGUAAAUACACAGUCAGUGUAGCGUUCCCCGGCUCAAUAAUAGAGAAUGCACAGUCCGCCGAGCUGAAAACUUAUUUAGCCGGACAAAUAGCACGUGCUUUAGCUAUAUUUAACGUAGACGAAGUUGUUAUAUUUAAUGAGUCGAAACGUGAUGAUUCUCUUUCCACCACCGGCAAAAUUGGAAAAAAUAGAAAGAAAGGAGGCGAAGAGGAUAAUAAUGUGUCGAAUGAUCCUAAUAUCUUUUUGGCUAGGGUAUUGCAGUAUCUGGAGACACCUCACUCACACCACUUUCGGCAAGAAGAGAAAAGUCCAUAUCGCGAAGGUGUAGUAAUAGAGAAACUGCCUAAAGAUGGUCAAGGUUCUUUAGUUGAUGCUGGCCUUACAAAACAUGUGAAAAUUGAUCGUUCGUUAAAACCAGGAAUUCAGGUUACUCUAGAUAUGGGAAACUAUGAUGUCAACAAAGCUCAUAAUAAUUAUAUUCAAGCCAAGGUCGUCUCACCAAAGACACCGCGUGAAGAAUCGGGAUUAUAUUGGGGCUAUCAAAUUCGAUUGGCUGACUCUAUAUCAAAGGUUUUCACAGAGUGUACAUAUCCGGAUGGAUAUGAUGUAACUAUUGGAACAUCUGAACGUGGAAAUCCAAUUGAUCAGGCUUUAGAACAAAUACCUGAAUUCAGUAUAGGCGGCAAAUAUGCAUUUACUUCACAAAAAUCACAAAUAAUUUUGUUGCAUACAACAAACUUUUAUCAAGAUAGACAUCUGCUAGUUGUCUUUGGUGGUUUGGGUGGUCUCGAGGUGGCAAUUGACUCUGAUCAAGAUCUAACGUGUACUGGUGAAGAAGCGGAUGCUCUUUUUGAUCUAUGGGUUAACACAUGUCCAAAUCAAGGAAGUCGAACAAUACGAACUGAGGAAGCUAUAUUGAUUAGUAUGGCAUGUUUGCGACAGACUAUUACUGAAAAGGGAAAAAAAUCGAUUUAA
Messenger RNA from Ambispora gerdemannii, 1152 nucleotides. NCBI's taxonomy places the organism in Eukaryota, Fungi, Glomeromycota, Glomeromycetes, Archaeosporales, Ambisporaceae. The record is from the annotation of a GenBank genome assembly.